Messenger RNA from Oryzias latipes (Japanese medaka), 2569 nucleotides. RefSeq names its product DNA-damage regulated autophagy modulator 1 (gene dram1). Gene Ontology annotation, cellular component: lysosome. Gene Ontology annotation, biological process: regulation of autophagy. Lineage: Eukaryota; Metazoa; Chordata; Actinopteri; Beloniformes; Adrianichthyidae. The record is from RefSeq and is a predicted model, not a curated record.
CGUUUGGGGAAGAGGUUACUGUAAAGUGAAGAGCGCCAUGUGACAGCCUGAGCCACAGCAGCUGACGCGUUCAGACCAACGCCGGCUUUUCUCAGCGAUUCUUUCACCUUUCCCCUCAGAACACACCUGCGGCAGAGACAUUUUACCCCCCCGAGCUUCUGAGAAACAAGAACGCCUGAGAUGUUUUGGUUCACGCAAGGGCUCAGCUUCCUGCCUCUGUUCUUGGUCGUCUCGUCUUCCAGCACUUUCAUUGUUUGCUAUAUUAUUUCAGUGUUCAGACGAGACGUGGAUGUGCUUUUCCCAUACAUAAGUGACACAGGCGCAAACCCACCAGAAAGCUGCAUUUUCGGCCUGAUGACGGUCAUUUCUUCAUGUGCAGGCAUUGCCACCAUAUAUGCCAGAUAUAAGUUUGUGGAGAGGUUGAAUGAAGAACCAGUAAAAGUGAAACCGCAUCUCAAUACGGCAGCUCUGUGGCUUGGGAUGAUCUCCUGUUUGGGAAUGUGCAUUGUUGCAACUUUCCAGGAAACAGAAGUGACUUAUGUCCACGACGGUGGAGCUCUGAUGUUUUUCCUCUCUGGUGUCAUCUACAUUGUUCUCCAAACAAAAAUAUCAUAUGUUAUCCAUCCACCCGGGUCCUCUGCAAAUACGUUCCGAGCUCGGGUGGUUAUCACAAUCAUUGCUAUAUUUGCGUUUUUCCCCACUGUAAUCUGUGCCUUCUUUGUGAAACAAACCCAGUUGCAUAGACACAAGGAAGACAAGGACUAUCCUUUCCAUGUCGCCAGCGCAGUCUGUGAGUGGAUUGUUGCGUUCAGUUUCAUCUUCUUCUUCCUCACAUACCUUUGUGACUUUCAGCGUUUCACCAUACAAGUAAAAACCGAGUACGUGGAGCAAUACUGAACAUUUGCCUUCAAAGUUGGAUUCUUAAUAAGUCAGUCCCUUUGGCAGAACUGUCAUCACCAGCCUUUUGUACCGUCCUUUUGACAUAUUUUACUGCAAUAUUUUUUUAAUCUUUUUUAUAAUGAAGUGUGAAUAUGUAAGAAAAUCUGUAUUUUUAUACAUUUUUGACCAAUCUUUUCAUAAUUGCGAUCAAAUGUCACUUUUGCGCCAUUGUCAUCACAUGUGAUUGCUAAUAGGAGAAGUUCAUCACAUGAUGCACAUGACUGCAGUGAUCUAUGAGGGUAAAUGAAAGUAAAACGUUGGGCUCACAACUGUGGUCGUUUAUGUUUUCUCAAAAUGAAAAAGAAAAUCAUUUUUGACUAAAUUUGCUUUCUUUAAAGCUCAAUUCUUUAUUGUUUGCUGCUCCUGCUCUAAAAAGCACCACCUGACACCUCAUUCGCAGCUAUUGAUCGAUGUUUAUUGUGUUUAUUGCUGCUAAAUAUGGUUUAAGUGAAUUAAACUGUUUUCUCGCUACACCUUAAUUAAAUUGGUGAAGUAACCACAGAUUGAAGCCAAUUAGGAUUAAAAGGGAUGUGUUGUUUUUUACAAACAUUUGGCUUUUUUUAUCUUUCUAAUUCUUUCUAUCAAUAAGGCAUUAAAGCCAUUUGAUAUCAUUCUUCAUAAAAUUAAAUAUAUUUAUAAGGAACUAAGGCAGCUUUUUUUUGUUUAAAAACCAAAAUGCACAAAAAUCCAAAAAUGUAUAAUAAUCCAUCAUAAAAUGUCUCUUUUAUCUGUCGAAAAAAGGUGUAGCAGCUUAUUUAUUUAUUUAUUAAUACUAAAUAUCCUCAAAAAAAACGAAGAUGGAGGGCACCCCUUUGUUUGUAUAACCUUUUAAAAACUAAUCGCCUUGACUGUUCUGAUCAGUAAAUAUUAACGAAUCAUGUCCUGAAAAUUCGUUUUGCAGCUGUUGGACCACAACAAUACCUUGUCAGAAAGGUGCUGCACAGCUGAUAAAUGGUGAAAUAAAUCCGUCCUGCAGUUUUCUGACUUUCUCCUCAGCUACUUCCUCUUUUAUAAACCAGGUGCUACACUGCAAACACUCUUCAAAUAGAGGAAUAAUGAAUGUACUGUCAAUUGCCAUAAAGAGCAGAGUAAACUUGUAUUUUAACAGAAUUACAGUGUUUUAGUAUCAUUUUUGUUCACUCUUUCUGGUACAUCAUAUCAAGAACAAGGAAAAAAUUAAAUCGUUUUUUUUAAAAUGGAGUACUUGCUGGAUUAGAUGGCUUUAGAAGCUACAUUUAUGCAACACAAAGUGUUUUUUUUUUAUUUGUUUUUUGCACGGCUUACCUGUGGAGAUUUUUUAGCUGCUUAUCUUAUCACAGCUCUCCUUAGGUCUUGCCACAUUUUAUUCAAAAUACUUGCAAUGUUGUAUCGUUCGUUUAAACAAAAGGUCUGUAGCCGCCUCCAGAAUGACAGCUUUUCAAACUACUUUUUUGUUAUCGUUUCUGCUCAUUUUACUGCUAAAUCACCAAAUAUGUAUUGAAAAAAAAUGUAUUUUUUGUAAACUGCUUCUGUAUUUCAGUUUGUCUUAAGUUGAUUUUUUUAUCAUGAAUAAAGAAAUGUUUUUAUACUGGUACUUAAAAUAUGAUGUACUGCAAACUAAAUCCAAUUAAAAAAAAGAUUUUGAAAACAC